This is a messenger RNA of Lolium rigidum, 1649 nucleotides long. RefSeq names its product LEAF RUST 10 DISEASE-RESISTANCE LOCUS RECEPTOR-LIKE PROTEIN KINASE-like 2.7. The transcript has a single exon. Gene Ontology annotation, molecular function: polysaccharide binding. Bases 184 to 1056 code for a protein of 290 amino acids. The record is from RefSeq and is a predicted model, not a curated record. Lineage: Eukaryota; Viridiplantae; Streptophyta; Magnoliopsida; Poales; Poaceae.
GCGACCUCACCAUCGACUACCCGUUCUGGCUCAACUCAUCUUCAGCCUCCAGCUGCGGCUAUCCGGGCCUCGGCCUUGCAUGCGACGACAACAUCACUCUAAUUCUCCUCGCUCACUCCCACGAUCGGUACAGAGUCUCACGCAUCGACUACUACACGCACACGGUGUCACUCGCCAGUCGUCAUGGCUCACCCACUCCGCCUGCUCGUCUUCGUCUUCCUCGUCGUCCAUGCCUCCCCUCUUCCGCUCAGCACCUACGACGAUUCCAUGUGCUCGGAAUCGUUCAGGUGCGGUGACGUUGACAUCGCCUAUCCAUUUUUUCUGUCAAACGCGACACAAGUAAGCCCAGACUACACAUCCAACUACUCCUGCGGCUACACCGACCUGAAGAUCUUCUGCGAAGGCGAGGGGAACGCCAUGGCCCCGAUCCUUCAUCUCGGAGGAGACCGCUACACCAUCGUUAACAUCUCCUACGACAAACAUACCUUCAUCCUCGGCGACACCGACGUGCUCCGCGGCAACAACUGCCCCAGAGUCAGCCACGACGUGUCACUCGGCCAAGCGUGGCUGGGCUACACCGACUCCUUGAGCAGCCUAGCCUUCUUCUUCGACUGUUACGACGCAGGCGAGGUCCUGCCUCCUGAUUUAAAAGAUCACCAGAUAAACUGCACAGGGUUCAGUGGAGACGGUGUUUCCUUCGUGUUCGUCGCUGGCUAUGAGGAACGCAAUGUUUCUCAAAAGUACGACUUGGCUGGCCACUGCAAUCAUAGUUUCGUUGUGCCGGUACAUGAAGAUCCUCUACUGGGAAGUGGUCAGCAGCUCAUGCUGCCGGCGGAGUACGGUGGCGUGCUUAAGAAGGGGUUCGAGUUGGAAUGGAACCAGGGCGCAGAGCAAGUAUGCAACCUGUGCGAGCAAUCUGACGGACGGUGCUCCUACAGCGAGAACAAGCAAUUCCUUGGUUGCUUGUGCACUGGUGGGAAGGUGGGCGUUCAGGAUUGCAACGGCGGCGGUGCCACCCCUGCUUCUGCAGAACCCUCGUCAAGUAAGUUUUCUUGAAACAAACAUUAUCUAUAUCACGCAAGUCCUGUUAACUAAUUGGUGACUUAUAGUCGACUUGUGAGUUACGAAGUUCCCGGCUAUCUCUUCCAACAAAGUUUUCAGUAUACUUACUAUGUUUUGCCGCUUACAGAUAUACACGGUUUUGACGAUUCAAAAUUAUAAAAUCUUUAUGUGAGAAGGAAUUUCGGCAGCGCUCUGCUCAUCUAAAUCAAUCUAAUUUAGAUACAGUCAGCAACACAAACUGGAAGACAGAGACAGCAGAGGAAUAACUACUCUGGCGCCGAGAUACAGAUGACUGGCAAGACGCCGCAAUGUAGUACCGUUGAAUCUUACGCCCCAUUAGCCGCCCUUCCUUCUCUGAAAUUUCCUUAUCGGAGACCAAGAGCCCUCGCAACAUGUGAACAAAGAUAGGCGGGCGGGCAGCGAACCAAAGCAGGCAAUGGAACCGUGCCGCUAACUUAGUCACGCAGCCAUGCCUUUCUUGCUAAGCCCCCACCACCAGCUGCUGCAGCUGUUUCUCCUCUUGGUUGCCGUUGCUGCUUCCCAUGGCGAUGCAUCCGGUGCUACUUACGACAACUCCAUGUGCUUGU